Messenger RNA from Jaculus jaculus (lesser Egyptian jerboa), 798 nucleotides. RefSeq names its product transmembrane protein 270 (gene Tmem270). The record is from RefSeq and is a predicted model, not a curated record. The transcript has 3 exons. Lineage: Eukaryota; Metazoa; Chordata; Mammalia; Rodentia; Dipodidae. Bases 1 to 798 code for a protein of 265 amino acids.
AUGGAGGCGGCUCCUCCCCUCAGGUCCCACCUCUCUAGGAUCCUGCUGCAGGCUGGGAGACUGUCCCUUCUGCUCAUCCAGAACCGAACACAUCUGUACCGCUUCCUCCUGUUGAAGAUCGCGCUUUUCCAGCACUGGGUGUCAGGGCUGGCCCAGGAGGCCCGGGGGGGCUGUGGAAGCGGACAGGCCCACCCUCCCCUAGGAGUUGUCUCCUGUGCCCUGGAUUUAGUGCUGCAAGUCGGCCUGGCCUUCCUGUGGGCUCCGCUGUGGCUGCUCUUAUGGGGAUCCAGGCAGGUGUGGGCGGUCGGCUGGGACUGUGCCCGCGCCGUGAGGCUGGCCCUGCAGCGGCUGGGCACCUGGGAGCCGCUGGGCCUGUCUGUAGCCACCUGGGAGGAUCUGGUCCUCUCCUGUCUGCAUAGCCUGACGCUUGUGGCCUUUCUGUUGCUGCUGCUCACUUGGAGACUCUUCCAGAAGGCCGGUCGCCUCAGCCUGGCUUGGCUGCCUGGCCAGAACUCUGGGGCACUGAAGGCUCUGACCCUGCUGAAGCGUCUCUACCAGUGGGUGGAGCGCAUGACGGAGCCCACCUCCUGGAACCUGGCUUAUCUCAUCACGUGGACUACCUGCCUGGCCUCCCACCUGCUCCAGGCUGCCUUUGAGCACACAGCCCAGCUGGCCCAAGCCCAGGACACUGAACCUCAGGAGAUCUCUGGGCCAUUGUGUGACACCCCACUUCCUGAGUCCCCCAUCUCCGAGGCUGGUGGACCUGUCCAACCCAAACCUGGAACCCCUGGACAAUAA